Messenger RNA from Hippoglossus stenolepis (Pacific halibut), 894 nucleotides. Its product is annotated as serine protease ami-like. The coding region runs from base 147 to 554 and encodes 135 amino acids. Lineage: Eukaryota; Metazoa; Chordata; Actinopteri; Pleuronectiformes; Pleuronectidae. Gene Ontology annotation, molecular function: serine-type endopeptidase activity. The record is from RefSeq and is a predicted model, not a curated record. The transcript has 3 exons. Gene Ontology annotation, biological process: proteolysis.
CUAGUCUUCAUUAAAUUGUGAUUUCUAGAACAUACACAGUUGUGCUCGGCGUUGAUUCCCUGUCAGCUAACGAGAGUACAAAGCAGGAAUUCAGAGCUAUCAGAUCCAUUCCCUAUCCCGGGUAUGAGAACCAUGCAAAUGACAUCAUGCUCCUGAAGCUGAACGGCAUGGCACAACUGAGUGCAGCAGUGCAGCUGAUCUCUCUGAAAACAAGCAGGGUGGCAACAGGAAGUCGCUGCCUCACAGCCGGCUGGGGGGACAUAGGGGAUGACGGAACCAAACCCAACACGCUUCAGGAAGUCAACGUAACCACGCUGUCACGGCGGACAUGUCGUAGGAGAUGGGGAUCGGUUCCCAUCUCUAGAUCAAUGGUUUGCAGUGAAGGAGCGAAAGCUUUUCAAGGCCCCUGCAGGGGGGAUUCAGGUGGCCCUCUGGUGUGUGAUGGAGCUGCAGCAGGCGUGUCUCCUUCUCUGGCCGGCGAUGCGGAAACCCCAAGACCCCUGAUGUCUACACAAGUGUAUCCUCCUUCGGGGACUGGAUUAGGGAAGUGUUAAAAAGGAAUUAGGCAAAUCAGAUUAACUGAUAAUUUGCCGGUGUGGAUGAUGGGGUUGUAUUCUUCAAGACAAAGCAAACGUGUGGUGCUACGUUGUUUAAUAUCUGUGUAGUGCUGUGGUUUUGUUUUUCAGUUGGCACUUUUUGUUUUGAAAUGGGUCACGCAAAAUUCUUUACAUCAUACAUUUUCAAAGUAUACCAAACUGAACACGGAAAUAAAGUUAGCAUGAAAGUGUUGUGUAAAUUACAUUGCACACAUUUCUGUAUUGUUUUGAAAAUGUGAAAUUUGUAUUAACAUGAUGAAGAAAGCCAUGAAAUCUGUUGUCAGCUCUGGAAAAAUAA